Cynara cardunculus var. scolymus (artichoke) is the source of this 729-nucleotide messenger RNA. Its product is annotated as glutamic acid-rich protein-like. The transcript is spliced from 3 exons. Bases 1 to 729 code for a protein of 242 amino acids. The record is from RefSeq and is a predicted model, not a curated record. NCBI's taxonomy places the organism in Eukaryota, Viridiplantae, Streptophyta, Magnoliopsida, Asterales, Asteraceae.
AUGGCUGAAGACGUCAAGCUCCUCCCCACCGUGGCCACCGUCUUGGACAAGAUGGAUGAGGUCCACCAACCGAUGCCCAUGAAGGAAGACCUUACUCACAACCUCUCUGUUGUUAAAGUUGAGGUCUUUGAAGUAAAUAAAUUGUUGAAGAUGGUGCAAAAUGAAGUGUGCACCAGCACUGAGGCCAUAAAUGCUCUCAAUAGCAAGGCCAAUGAAGUGCAAGCUCAGCUCACUAAGCAUGUUGAGGCUCUCUCCAACCUCGAGCAAAGCACUGAAGAAAUCUCCUUGCGUCUUAAUGAUAUCACAUCUAGUCUUGCUGAUGACAAAGAGGGGGAGAAAGACCAGCGUAAGAAAAUUGUUGUGGAGAUCGUGGAUGAAGCUGUUGUUGCCGCUGAAGUUGAACAGCUAGCGCUAAUCGCUAAAUCUGAUGAUGCCAUCACUUCCAACGAAGCUGAAGCUGUUGUUGACAUUGAGGAUGAUGAUGUCAUGAUCCUCUCCUUCCUGACGCUGGACAGUCUUAGAGAUGACGAUGAUGAUGAUGAUGAUGAUGAUGAAUACGACAAUAAUGAAAACGAUGAUAAUGAUGAAUUCACUAUCCAAUAUCAUCCAAGACCGGCUUCGGCUCAAAAGGGUGUCUCCCUGAGGGAAUCAGCUUCCCAAGGGGAAAAACCACAAGGAACCAGCCCUCCUCUGGUAAAAAUAAAGAAGUGGCUGAAGAAGGAAAUUUAG